CGCGCGGAGUGCGAAGGCACUGACUGAGGACCGGCCAAGCCACCAGUAUCACGAACGUCGCACGCAAGCACACAGCUUCUCACCGCUAACUCGCGACAUUCACACGUAAAAUACCCUCUCGUUUUUUUGGCGCGCAAAUUACCACCAUGGCCGCGACGGAAGAACUCAGCUGCAUUCUCUCGAGGAGACAAGAAAUCAAUGACAAACUGGAGGAGGGACACGAGGUUAAACCAAAAUACAAAUUCGUAAACGUUUACACGGAAUUCCACGAGUUCUCAAGAAAAGAAAUAAAACAAUACGAGGUCACAUUUAACAAAUUCGAUGAAGGUCGGGACGGGUUUCUGGAUUUAACCGAAGUCAAGCGUAUGAUGGAGCGACUGGGAGCCCCACAAACCCACCUCGGGCUCAAGGCCAUGAUCGCGGAGGUCGAUGAAGAUGGCGAUAAUAAAAUCAGUUUUAGGGAGUUUCUGCUCAUUUACAGAAAAGCUCGCGCUGGCGAAUUGGUCUCAGACUCCGGAUUGGACGCCUUUGCGCGGCUUACGGAAAUCAACGUGGAAGAAGUCGGCGUAAACGGAGCCAAAAACUUCUUCGAAGCCAAAAUCGAGGAGCUCUCAAAAUCAAACAAAUUCCACGACGAGAUCAUCCAAGAACAGGAACAAAAACGACGAGAAGCUGAAGAAAAGGCCUUAAGAAGGCAGCAGUUUAAAGAAAAAGCCGCCUUAUUUCAAUCAUAAGUAAGGCCAGUGUUACUCUGUUGAUCACAUUGUAUCUAGUCUGUAAGCUGUUACCAUGGCUUUAGUUUUGGUGGGUCCAUAAAUUAUGAAAUACGGAAAAAUAUAAUAAAAGAAUGUCGGAGGUUUGCAUGGAUUCAUCUCACGGGAUUUCUCUCCCCAUUGCUUAAGAAAUGAUUGUAAGUUCCUAAUUUUCUGUCAGUUAUUGAAAGGAAUAGGAAAUUUGCUAGUAAAAUAUUAUUUUAGUAACUGAUAUUAUAGUGUAGAUAAUUUUUUAAUUUCUUUACAAAAAAAAAUAUUGCUAAAUAUGUCUUGAAUGAGUUUAGAUUUUAAGUGUUUUUUAAAAUAAAAUCUUGAAAGGAAGUUAAUUAUGGCCUAAAAAUUAUUAUAUAAUUGGCCAUUACUUUUAUAUAAAACAUUUGACUUGUUGAAUCCAACAAGUUUCAAUUCAUGUUGCCUUCUUAUAUUUACAUAAGUUAAAGAUAUAAGUUAUAUGUGAUGUUAAACAGUAAUUUUAAGGUAAAUCAAAUACAACUUCUUUAUAAAAUAA
Amyelois transitella is the source of this 1281-nucleotide messenger RNA. RefSeq names its product EF-hand domain-containing protein D2 homolog (gene Swip-1). Gene Ontology annotation, molecular function: calcium ion binding. The record is from RefSeq and is a predicted model, not a curated record. The transcript is spliced from 3 exons. The coding region runs from base 147 to 734 and encodes 195 amino acids. Lineage: Eukaryota; Metazoa; Arthropoda; Insecta; Lepidoptera; Pyralidae.